UUUCGGCUGGCAUUUGGCGACAGUAGCUUCUGAUCGAUCGGCACCUUGCUCGUGCGCCAAUUCGGUGCCAGAAGCCAUGGCACAGAGCAACUGGGAGGCAGAUAAGAUCAGUACGAAGCUGAGUCCUAAUGUCGACGCCUCCAAAGAUUUUACGUUCAACGAGGUGGGCUGUCUUCGUGCCAGUACAAAUAAAGUUGUGUGCUGCCAUUUCUCUUCGAGUGGAAAGCUAUUGGCCAGUGCUGGCCAUGAAAAGAAGGCCGUGCUCUGGAAUAUGGACACGCUAAAACUCCGGAGUACAUUGGAAGAACACACGUCUUUGAUAACCGAUGUUCGGUUUAGUCCAAAUUCGAUGCUGUUAGCAACAUCAUCCUUUGACGAGACUGUACGAGUAUGGCAUGCAGACAAUCCAAGCUAUUCCUUGCGCACUUUUACUUGCCAUCAAACAUCAGUCAUGUCCUUAGAUUUCCAUCCAGCGAACAAAGACCUCUUGUGUUCGUGCGACAGUGAUAGCGAGAUCAGGUACUGGAGUGUAAGCCAGGGCAUCUGCACCAAAGUCUUCAAGGGUGGCAUGACUCAAAUGCGGUUUCAACCGCGUCAUGGCAGGCUUCUUGCUGCCGCCGCCGAGAACCUAGUUUCUAUCUUCGAUGUCGAUGCCGAGACAUGCAGGCAUUCUCUUCAGAGGCACACAAAGCCAGUGCAUUCCAUAUGCUGGGAUCAAACCGGUGACUACUUGGCUUCUGUCAGCAAGGACUCAGUCCGAGUCUGGACUCUCCGCUCCGGUGGCGAUGGAGAAUGCGUUUACGAGCUAUGCUCGAACGAGAACAAGUUCCAUUCCUGUGUCUUCCACCCGAGCCAUCCGUCGCUACUCAUCAUCGGCUGCUAUGAGUCUCUGGAGCUGUGGAACAUGGUUGAGAACAAAAGCAUGACAAUCCCUGCGCACCAGGGCCUGAUUGCGGCCUUGGCACAGUCGCCAGCGACGGGCAUGGUUGCGUCGGCCAGCCACGAUAAAUGCGUGAAGCUGUGGAGAUAGAGAAGAGUUCACACACAAGCUGUGGAGAGAAGACGAUGAAAGGAAGUGUAUUACUACUCGGUCAAAUGUUUGCCUUGACAUUUAGAGAUUGUAAGGCAAUACCCUAAAUGCACUGGAAAUUGUCUUA
Molecule: messenger RNA, 1157 nt
Organism: Selaginella moellendorffii
Lineage: Eukaryota; Viridiplantae; Streptophyta; Lycopodiopsida; Selaginellales; Selaginellaceae
Product: transcriptional corepressor LEUNIG
Exons: 8
Coding region: 77-1030 (317 amino acids)
Molecular function (GO): protein binding; transcription corepressor activity
Source: RefSeq, a predicted model, not a curated record